Chrysoperla carnea is the source of this 1679-nucleotide messenger RNA. RefSeq names its product peroxisomal leader peptide-processing protease-like. The transcript has 7 exons. NCBI's taxonomy places the organism in Eukaryota, Metazoa, Arthropoda, Insecta, Neuroptera, Chrysopidae. The record is from RefSeq and is a predicted model, not a curated record. Gene Ontology annotation, molecular function: serine-type endopeptidase activity. Gene Ontology annotation, biological process: protein processing; regulation of fatty acid beta-oxidation. Bases 144 to 1679 code for a protein of 511 amino acids. Gene Ontology annotation, cellular component: peroxisome.
GCAACAAAUACAAAACCAGAAGAUUUCAACUUAUAAAUGAGAUAAACUAUUUCUUGAUUUGAAUGAUACGUGAUUGUGAAAUUAUUUUUCUCUAGUUCAACGGAUCUGGAGAUUAUACGAAAAGCACAAACACAACAAGAACAAUGGAAACCGAAGGAGUACUAAUCCAAUAUGAAACAAAAACUCAACAUGAAACGUAUUUUUCUUCAGGACUAAUGUUAAAUAAAUCUGUGAUAUUAACAACAGGUGCAUGUUUAGCACCAUUUAUACAAAAAUGUACAAACAACGGCGAAAAAGUCAACGUAAAUACAUUAAAUGAUUUAUUAAAAUGUACAAUUAAAUAUAAUGGCAUGGAAACUUAUAACAAUAAUACACCUGCAACAAUUGAAUCCGAACAAAAGAUAAUUAAAAACAAUCAAAUAAUUUAUACAAACCAUGUAAAUAUUGUAAAAAUGUACAAUUGUACACAAAUUGAAACAAUUAUGGAUCAUCUAUUACCUGAUUGGGAUGUCAAUCAUUCGAAAGAAUAUCAAUUGGAAACAGUUCGUGAAUUUAUAUUAUCUAUUAUAAUUGUAUUAAAAGUACAACAAAAUGACAAAGUUGAUAUUGAUAAUAUCUUUAAAGAAUUAUUAAAUAAAUUAGUACCAAUUAAUUAUUUGGAGCGUGGUGAUGUUGUUUUUUUAGAGACAACACCGUUUGGCAAUCAAACAUUCCUGAAUUCGUAUAGUGAAGGAAUUAUUGCAAAUACAAUUGGACAAGAUCAAUGUUUAUAUUUAACAGAUGCAUCCUCGGCACCCGGUUCCGAGGGAGGUCCUAUAUUCUUAAAAAAAUCUACAAGCAAAAACGACAAGAGUGAUAGAAUUGUUGUAGGAUUAGUAUUAUCGUCAAUAAGUUUUUGGAAAGAUGAAUGGUGUGGUUUUACAUUAGGUGUAUCUUUAGCCAGUAUUUUACAACAAAUAAUUAUUUCAUCGAAUCCAAUCGAGGAAAUAUUAUUUGAAAAACCUACAAAAUUUUUACGACCGGAGAGUAUAGACAAUUCAAUUUUAAAAAUUUUUUGUGGAAGUUCUUGGGGUUCAGGAGUUCUUUUAAAUAAACAAAAAGGCAUUGUCGUUACAACAUCGCAUACAAUUAAAUGUCAGCCAGAUCGACCUAUUUUUGGAAAAUGGAAAAAAGAAUUAUUUAAACUUGAACUAUUAUAUAAAACAUCUGAAAAUUUUCCUUACGACAUUGCCAUAUUACAAACAAAAUCACCCGUAUUACAAAAAAUGAAGGCCAUUAAAUUACUUACGAGUGCUCCUGCAGUAGGUGAAGAUGUUCUAGCAUUUGGAUUUCCAUUUGAAAUACAGAACGAAAACAAUAAUUUGCCAACAAUAUCCCGAGGUUCAGUUGCAAAAUCAAAUCCAUUUAUGUUGCAAACGACAUGUUGUAUCCAUCGUGGCGUUAGUGGUGGGGCUAUUGUUCGUCCUAACGGUGAACUACUUGGCAUUGUCGUGUGUAUCACUGCUACUAAUCAAAAUCAAACUGCCUAUCCACAUAUAAACAUGGCUGUGCCAAUUCAGUUAGUAAUUAAGCCAUUGAAGGAAUAUUUGGAUAAAGGAGAUAAAAGUGUAUUUAAUGUACUAGAAACUCACCAAAAAGAUGUCCAAAGGUUGUGGAAUUUAUUUAAUUCGCAUUUGUAA